AUGGCGUUUCAAAGUUUAAUUGCGCUGGUCCUAUGCUUCAUCGCGUCCGCGUUGUUCGGCUCGCAGUUCGUGCCGAUGCGCCGGUUUCAGCCCGGCGAUGGUAAGUGCUCUUGUUGAACUUGUGUGACCAAUUUUUUUUUUAUUUUCCCAGUUUACUGUAACUUGGAAUAUUUACAAAAUUAAAAUGUAUCAUUUCGUCGUUUCUCGUGGCCCUGGUCACUAGAAGGUACUACAAAUCCCACCAAAGGGUCCUACCGCUCUUUACAACAAUCCCAAUGCGAAUAUCACAGCAAAUUUAUCCCGGAAAAAAAUGAUUUUUUAUGGAACCAUAACCCAUUUCACAGGGGAAGUACUCCAAGUGCGACGCUCAUAUUUUGAUGAAACUUGGCACAAACUUAGAAUAUUUUUUUUCUGAGAUAUAUGCGAGAACCCUAGCUCGCGCUUUGCAGGAAUAACCGAGAUUUUUAGAUUGAAAGUCGGCCAAAAUUUAGGACUUUUUGUCGAAUCUCGGCAUGAAAAGUUUCAUGCAUAUUUCUAUCGUAAAGGUUAAUGUUUCUACAAAAAAUCAAAUUUUUCCGCACGAACCUGCCAAAGUUAUGGCCAAAAAGCGUUUUUCUCUCCAACCGCUCUCCACGUUUAGCGUGCUCUCUCGGCGGCAAAAAUCGUUCGAUAUCUCGGCGGCGCCCGCAAAGCGCGAGCUAAAACUUUCAGGAAUUUAUAUUUAGUCCAUACCCGGCGUGUGUGCAAAAUUUAAAGAAAAUCUGAGUGUCGCACUUGGAGUACUUCCCCUGUCAGUAGAAACAUGCAAGGAAACUCUUCAUGCCAAAAUUCACAACAAAGUUCAAAUUUUGGCCAAAUUCCAAUCCAAAAAUCUCUAUGAUUUCUGCGAAGCGUAAUUUACAAUUUCAACAAAAAAUCUCGACGUUUUACAGGCAUGUUUGCACAAUGGAUGAUGUGCAUAGCGAUUUGGUUCGUGGGGUUUGGGAUGUUCAUUUGGACCGGCUAUCAAAACUUCUACCCGCUCGCCAUGCUCGGCGGAAUCGCAUGGGCGAUCGCGAACCUAAUGUCCAUCCCAAUCAUUGGGGCCAUUGGAUUGGGCCAAGCCGUCCUGCUGAACAGUGUCACACAAUGUGUGAUCGCCUUCGGCGUUGGAACUUUUGGCCUGUUGGGGACAAAGGCGCGGCCCGCCGACAUGAUGUGGCUCAGUUUGUUGGGCAUGGUGAUUGUGUUGGCUGGGUAAGGGGAGUUUUUAGGGGGGUUUGAAAAAGCUGUUGAAGAGAUCUUUUUAUAAUGCAGUAAUCUUUUAACCUUUUGUUUCAGUGGUGUUUUGACCUCGUUCGUCAAAGGAAAACCCUCGGAGAUGCUGGACCACAAACCGUUGACCAAUGAAGUUCAUGUAAGUAGAGUCGAAAAAACUAGCAGGGGCUUUGUUAAAUUACAGUGAAGGACCCGAUCCAGUGGAAAAAAACGUGCCAUUUUUGCACCCGGGAAGCAUAAAAAAUGUGGCAAAAUGCUUCCCUCUCCAAGGUGAAAAAACUUCGUCUUGAAGGGCGCGCCCUUUCCCUAAUGAAAAGAGCGGGCGCGCUUUUGAAAUCGUUGAGUAAAACAAAACAAUUGAAAAAGAAAUUUAGGCUGGAAAAGCCGUGACGGACUUGAUCCAGUGGCAAAAAAAGGAUCAUUUUGUAUCCGGGAAGUAUCAAAAAAUGCAGCAAAAUGCCUCCCUCUUCAAGCGAAAAAACUCCGAUUUCAGUGAGGGAAAUGGCGCGUCCUUCAAAACGAAGUUUUUUCACUUGGAAAGGGAAGCAUUUUGCCACAUUUUUGAUAGUUCCCGGAUGCAAACUGAUACAUUUUUUGCCACUGGAUCAGGUGUAAAUUUGCAACCAACCCAAAAACUUUUGUUAACGUUGGACAUAAAAGUAAUUUAACGACCUCCGAAGCCUCCGUCAAAUAUUGAAUAUGACAUCUAGGCAUUGAAUUUCAUGUAAGGAAUGGACAUAGCAAUUACCGGCAUAUCUUUUUUAGCUUGUCUCAAAUUUCGCUAUGGCGCAAUGGAAAAAAUGUUGUGUCGCAGCGAUUUUGUUUGAAAAAUCACAUGCAUUGUGCAGUUCAACUUUUUUUCUUGCCGGAUUAAAAGUCCAUGCACUUUAUGAAAAUGCUAAUAUAAUAGCCUCCGACAAGUGUUUGUAUAUCUGAACUUUGUUGCUAAACGAAAAAAAGUGUCUUUAUUUCAAGGGAAGCCGAGAUAUUCAACGAUCUUUGCGGCCGAGAGAGUUCGCAAAACGCGUAGAGCGGUCAGAGAGAAAAACAUCUUUUGGCCAUAACCUUUUUAGUUUUUGGCGGAAAAAAUUGAUUUUUUGUAGGAAUAUUAUCAUCUACGGUAGAAAUCGGCAUGAAACUUUCAUGUCAAAAUUUGCGAAAAAAGUGUCAUACUUUUUCCAACUUUCGGUAUAGUAAAAAUCUCGGUCAUUUUCGAAAAACGGAAGUUAGGAGUCUCGUUUAUGUCUUGGAAUGAAUUGCUCUAAAUUUGUGCCAAGUUUCAUCAAAAUCUGAGCGUCGCACUUGGCGCAUUUCCCUUGUUAGUUAUUCCUUUAUCACUUUUCAGCCAGAAGACACUCCUCCGAAAUCCAAACCAGCCGUUGUUCAGCGAUUAUCUCUGAGCAUCCCGGACCCCGCUCAUGAGACGAAAUUUUACGCUGUGAACCACAAAAAGAAGAUUAUGUAAGCAAAAUAUUUUUUAAAAUUUUUAUCCCAUUAUACCCUCGAAAAUUUCGAAAAAAACCAAAAAAUCGUAUUUCAGUGCCAUGAUCGCGUCGUUAGUCCAGGGAUGCCUUGCGGCGAUGACUAUUGUCCCCGUUGUCGCCAUUCAAGACCAUCCCAAGACAUUCCACAACGUCGAAGUUGGUGGGAUGCCGUAUGUGUUUUCGAUUUAUUGCGGCAUUUUGUUGACCUCCACACUCUCAAUGCUGAUUUACUCUGCUGUAAAGUGAGUUUAGUAAUUUUUCGAGGCAACGCGGAGUCCUCAUGGAGUGGGCCGGACGUAUUUUAAAAAAAUUUUUAAAAUUAUUGUUUAUGCACUAUGCGAUUUUCAAAAAAACUUUUUUGCACCGUGCAAAUAAAAAAUUUAAUGUUCUUGCACAGUGCAUCAAAGAUUUUGGCAAAAAAUCGCACCGUGCGAUAAAAAAAACAUCUUUUAUUUCAUUGCACAGUGCAAUUUUUUGAUCAAAAAUCCUGCACGGUGCAAAAAGCUUGAAUAUUUUUUCAGCACUGUGCCAUCAAAUUUAUGCUAUGAAUUUUGCACUCAGCGAUGUUUAAUCACACUUUUGUUAUGUGCAAAUCAAGACCGUGAUAAUUUUUUUACUACAUAAUUCAGGUCCGAACAAAAAAUUCACUGCACUGUGCAAGAAAAAAGCGAUUUUUCUUUUGCACUGUGCGAAAAUGAAGCAAACUUUUCUUUCGCACUGUGCAAGAAAAAAGAAAUUUUUUCUUUCGCACUGUGCAAGAAAAAAUAAAUUUUUUGUUUUGAACUGACAAGGGAAGUACCCCAAGUGCGACGCUCAGAUUUUCUUUAAAUUUUGCACACACGUCGGGCAUGGACUAAGUAUCAAUUCCUGAAAGUUUUAGCUCGCGCUUUGCAAGCGCCGCCGAGAUAUUGGACGAUCUUUGCCGCCGAGAGAGCAUGCUAAUCGCGGAGAGCGGUCAGAGAGAAAAACACUUUUUGGCCAUAACUUCGCUAGUUUCGUAAGGAAAAAAAUCAUUUUUUGUGGAAGCAUUACCCAUUACAAUAGGAAUAAGCAUGAAACUUUUCGUGUCGAAGUUCUGCAAAAAGUGUCAAAUUUUCGCCGACUUUCGGACUAAAAAUCUCGGUUGUUUCUGCAAAGCGCGAGCUAAGAUUCUCGCAUAUAUCUUAGAAAAAACUAUUCUAAAUUUGUGCCAAGUUUCAUCGAAAUCUGAGCGUCGCACUUGGGGUACUUCCCCUGUGAGCGAAAAUGAAGAAACUUUUCUUUCGCACUGUGCGAGAACAAAAGAAUUUUUCCUUUUGCACGGUGCGAGAAAAAAGUAAUUUAUCUUUGGCACUGUACAAAAACAAAAAUUUCUUUCGCACUGUGCAAGAAAAAGGAAUUUUUUCCGCACUGUGCAAAAAUAAAAAUUGGCCUAAAAAUUUGCUCUGUGCAAAAAAUAUUUUACCAAAAAAAUCAUAAAUUUUCUCUCAUCCUUCCAUAAACAAUUCCAAAUUUGCAGAAAAAACAAGCCAUACGUGAGCCCUCAACUCAUUCUCCCAUCAAUGCUGACCGGUUUUAUGUGGGGAAUUGCGCAAACCAUGAGUAUUAUAGCCACGGAACGGUUGUCACAAGCGGUUACGGGGCCCAUCACCUCCAUGGUGCCGGGGUGUGUGGCGACGUUGUGGAGUUUGUUGUAUUUCAAGGAGAUUGAAGUGAGUUUAACAUGUGGGAAAAAAUUUCAAAAAAAAAAUCUCCGAACUUUGGCGAUAAAUCGACCACAAAAAAAUUAGUUCUUGUACAGUGACGGAGCUGAUCCAGUGGCAAAAAAGUACCAUUUUGCAUCCGGGAAGUAUCAAAAAAUGUGGCAAAAUGCCUCCCUCUCCAAGUGAAAAAACUCCGUUUUGAAGGACGCGCCAUUUCCCUCACUGAAAUUGGAGUUUUUUCGCUUGAAGAUGGAGGUAUUUUGCUGCAUUUUUUGAUACUUCCCGGAUACAAAAUGAUCCUUUUUUUGCCACUGGAUCAAGUCCGUCACUGUAGGGGUUUUUCCAGCCCAAAAUUCUGUUUCAAUUAUUUUGUCUUACUCAACUUUUCAGCUCGGAAAAAACCUUCGCUACCUCUACGCCGCCAUUACGUGCACGUUGACCGGCGCAAUUCUCAUCGGCCUCAGUAAGUUGGCCUAG
Messenger RNA from Bursaphelenchus xylophilus (pine wood nematode), 4900 nucleotides. Lineage: Eukaryota; Metazoa; Nematoda; Chromadorea; Rhabditida; Aphelenchoididae. The record is from the annotation of a GenBank genome assembly.